Molecule: messenger RNA, 2390 nt
Organism: Geodia barretti
Lineage: Eukaryota; Metazoa; Porifera; Demospongiae; Tetractinellida; Geodiidae
Source: the annotation of a GenBank genome assembly
AUGUACGGUCGAGAGUGGAGGCCGGUUGACUAAGCCAGCCCUCAGCAUGCGGCUCCAGAUGGUCCCGGGACAUAUACCGGUCGCGAUGGGAGGAGGCAUGCUGGGGUAGCUAUGUCGCUUAGUUAGCUACUGAACAUUCAGUCACCUAACUUUCCCUAGGCGAGACAUCUUAAGCCUCUUCGAUGAAUUUUUGCCUUAUAUUAUUUUAUUCUGUCAUAGUGUACGUUUUAGAUGUAUGUGUACAUUUACACCAUAUUUUGUCAUUAGAGAGCUAUGCUCCGUUCUGCUCUAUGGCUGUGAGGAAGUCGUUCCUGACGGUGGACCAGCAGUUGGCCACCGCCCCUGGCCCCUCCCACUACACUCCAGAUCUGGAGGACCACGUGAAGGGAGGUGACUCUCUCAAGAGCAAGGCUGAGAGGUUCCGGGACAGGUUGUCGAGGACCCCAGGUCCAGGGACCUACUCUGUCUCCAAGAGAUCUGACUGGCUGAGGAAGACAUACCCUCCACCCUCACCUGGCGACCAGACGGCUCCCUCCAUCCCUACUCCCGGCCAGAGCUACGGAUACGAUGAGACCGGUGACGGGGAUUUAACCCCUCAGCCACUGCCUCCCCAGGACUCUACUAUGGGACCAGCCUACUACAAUGUCUCCCAUGAUGACACAGUCACUACCAAGAAGUACAGAGGAGUUCACUUUGGGAAUCAUAAUUCUCUCAGAACUCAGUUCAAAGACGGUGAUGUCUCUCCUCCUCCUUCUCAUCCUCCUCCACGAACUAAAGCAACUUCCUCAAAGAGCUUGCCUCGAUAUCACAUGAUCAUCACAAGACAAGAAGAGAAAAAAGCUGUGCCAGGACCUGGAAGGUACGAUAUAAGGUCUCAAUUCAGGACGGACCCAUCGGCGGAUGGGACGGGACAGAAUGAGGAUGAGAGGGAAGAAGAGACAGAGGACGCACCAUUUGGCUCGCGAGAAAAGGUGUCGUGUUUGAAACAAUUCACAUACAUACAGUACAUGUACACUUAUUGCCUGUUCAUUGAGGUUCAUAGACCCCAAGCACCACUCCCCGUCCUGCACCACCUACCAGGAGCCUCGCUCUGCGUUCUCUCGGGGAAGACUGGGACACGGGAAGGCUCCGUUUGGACAGACCUCACUUCGCUUCAGGAGAAACAGAAGAGACAGGGAAAUACCUGGUAUUUACCACAUAGCUACACAUAUGAUGCGGUUAAUUUUAUUGUGAGGGUGUCCCUGUAUUUUACAGUAAUUGCAAUAGGUGUCUAUGUUCUAUGUACAUCAUACAUAUUGUGUGUAUUUGGUGUUGGUGACCUGCAGGUCCAGGGGAUGUACAACAACAAUCACAUGACCUCGCUAGUUGUUGACCUCUCCCGGAGAUCUCAGUUUCAUGGGACAUACAAGUGCCCGUUUGGUAGCACGUCGGUGAGGACUGCCCCUCUAAUUAAGAAGGACGUCAUCCUUGGCCCUGGCCCCGCCCACUACCAGCCGUCUGAGUCGCAGACUGUCGAGCCGGGAGACGGUGGGCGGAGUCAGCAGCCGCGGGAGACUAAACCCAGCUACACCUUUGCCUCCACCACCAGUCGCCUCUACUCUCCUCCCUCCAUUGUCACUGUGAGAACAUGCACAACCACCAGCACCUGCCCAGCUAUAGUAACAUGCAGUAGAGUCAGCAUUCAAGAUCGAGCUCCAUCCAGGGUAACUAAGAGGUCAAUGAGAGGGGCGUUCCUGUCAUCAUCGUCUCGUUCCGCACCUCCGCGAGACAUCAUGCUGGAGGAGCCUGACGUCAUGAAUCCAGGUCCUGGUCAGUACGACUACCAGAAUCCCCUGGGAAGAGGCAAGCCUGGCCUCCUGUGUCAGAGAGAUCUCAGAUUUAAACCCAUCGGCAACAAAGUGCCUGGUCCUGGAGCUUACACUCUGAGUAAGGGAUACAAGGACACGGUUCUCCAGGGGACGUACAACGCCACCCUCGACAACCCCCUCACCUCCUCUUCCUCUUACCAACACGGUCCUGAGAGGACAACCAAGAAACAGACUCUAGUAGUUGAGACCUAGCAUGCAACAUUACCAACCUUCAUGCCAUUAUUAUUAUAUAAUUAUAUAUCAGCACUAUCUCACGGGAGUUUAGAGCGACAGGAUCACGUGACACUCGCUCCCGAGUGGGGGCCGUUUGCGUUCUGGAGUGAAAAUUCAAAACCGUACUACAUUUUCCAUAAUAUUAUAUAACACAAUCAUUUGCAACAUGGAAUUUAUAGCACAGGUGGUACUUUUGAUACACCCACGCAUUGUACUACAGAAAAUGUCACCAAAACAGAAGAAAGUCUUUAGGAAAUGAGGUUGAUGUAGGUGGUGUCACUGUCCAGAAAGAUUGAACAAUAUCUCCAU